AUGUUUACUUGUGACAGAGAAAGCCAAACUUAUUAUUCAACCUUCCUAGCAUACUAUUAUAAAUAUGGAUCAAAAAAAUUAUCUUCUCUAGAAAAAGAAGAAAUCAGAAAAGCAAAAGAAAAACUGUUAACCAAACUACAAGAAGUAGAACAAGAAGUAACAGAAAUAAUAGAAGAAGAAAAAUUAAUCAGAGUAAUUAUAACAAUAGCACCAGAUACUACUCCAGUACUACAUACAAUAAAAAUAAAAGUACCAAGAAGAUAUAGAUUCAUAAGAACAAUAUCUGAAGAAGAAUUAGCAUGCCUAAUAAUUUAUACACAACCAGAAGUAAGAUUUUCAAACUUAAAAUCAUUAUAUGGAAUCAGAAACUUCAAUGUAGAAAUAGCAGAAUAUAUUCAAUGGAGAAAUGAAUUAGAAAUAAAAUUUACUGAAAUGGACAUGGAUAAUAUACUAACUGUAUUUAGAAGAUUCAGUAGAAACCCAAACUUAGGAUAUACCAUGCAACAGCCUGAUUAUGAUUCAGGAGCAGAUUUACCAAAAGCAUACUGGAACAUGGAAUUCUUCAAAAGAAUAAAAUUAGUAAUAUAUACAAAAUUACAUAGAGCAGCUAGAAGACUAUUAACAACAAACCCAAAUGUGAAUUGUUACUUUAGAGUAAUAGCAAACCAAAAUGAAUUAAACAAUCUAAAAGAUUCAACCAAUUACCCAAUAACAGUAGGAGUAAAUUACGCACAAAACAAUUGGCAUAAUAUUGGAUUAGUAGGCAGAAGCCAAUGCACAUACCAAACACCUCAAAUAUCAUUAAGAGAAUUACUAGAUAAUGCAUAUCUAACAGAUGAAAUCCAACUAGAAAGACAAAAAGAUUUUCAAAAUCUUAUAUACAAACCAGAUUAUGGUACAGAAAAUGAUAUAGAUAACUUCAGAAAUAGAUAUGAAGAAACAAUAGCAUUAUCAAACUUCACAUAA
Molecule: messenger RNA, 966 nt
Organism: Cetraspora pellucida
Lineage: Eukaryota; Fungi; Glomeromycota; Glomeromycetes; Diversisporales; Gigasporaceae
Source: the annotation of a GenBank genome assembly